Ostrea edulis (European flat oyster) is the source of this 2690-nucleotide messenger RNA. Its product is annotated as zinc metalloproteinase nas-36-like. The record is from RefSeq and is a predicted model, not a curated record. Gene Ontology annotation, molecular function: zinc ion binding; metalloendopeptidase activity. Gene Ontology annotation, biological process: proteolysis. Bases 39 to 1991 code for a protein of 650 amino acids. NCBI's taxonomy places the organism in Eukaryota, Metazoa, Mollusca, Bivalvia, Ostreida, Ostreidae. Gene Ontology annotation, cellular component: membrane. The transcript is spliced from 17 exons.
ACAUUUGAGUAAAUGUUUCUGAGAGAGAAGAACUUAAGAUGCGACAUCUUUACAUCGUUAUUUGUAUCUGGACGGUUGUGGCGAAACCAAAGAUCAAGAAAGAAGUCCUGGAAAAUCUUAAGACACAUGAAGAAAAAAGUCUAAAGAGCUCAAUUAACAUGAUGAUGGAUCACUUAGAUGCCAGGAAAAAGAAAGCGAAAAUUGUUUGGAGAGAUUGGGAAGAGUUGCAAAAACCUGGAAAAUGGCACAAAAACAUGAUAAAAGAUUGGUACGAUCACCCGCACGACCAAGACGACCCGAUCGCUAAUCUGCUGCAAACAAUGAUUGUGCAUGAUAAACAAGGGAAUCCUCACACGCCAGAAGGGAUAGAUACAUCAAAAAAGAUAUCCGCCCGAGCAGAAGAUCAUGACGGCCAUAUUUAUCCUAAGGAAUUGAAGGAUGGCCAACAUUCAAAGGACAAAAGGAAUUUUGCUGAGAGGGUUAGACUAUGGGAAUAUGCCUACGUACCGUACUCUAUUAACUCAGCAUUUACUAAAGAACAGAGGGAAACUAUAAAUUCGGCCAUUAAAGAAUUUGCCGAUAAAUCUUGCAUUUCAUUCGUCCAAAGGCAGAAUACCAAUUGGAUUGUUCUUCCACACAGAGUAUAUCUAUACUUCACAUACGGGGAUUCCUGCAGUUCCGCUGUGGGCAGAAUAUCAUCCGGACAACAGAAGAUUGAGCUGGAUCCUUCAUAUUGCUUCAAAAAAAAGACAGUUAUCCACGAGAUUAUGCAUGCUUUAGGACAAGUCCAUGAACAGCAGCGAAUGGACAGAGACAAUCACGUGAUCAUGCAUUGGGAUCGAAUCAGGCUGGGGAAGAAAAAUUUGAAUAUGGAAAAAUUGCCAAUUGGUUCUCACGAUCGAACACCUUAUGACCCCUCGUCCAUUUUACAGUACGGAUUAAGAGCCUUUUCUAAAACAGGAGGAAAGACUAUGACUUUGCGUGACAAAAGACUGGAACCCUUGGUAGGUUCAUCAGACCACCUGACCCAUCUAGAUGCAAAAGAAGUAAACCUGGCAUAUAGGUGCUCAGCAAAAUGUCCACGUCCACCAUUAUGUCAGAAUGGUGGAUACGUUAAUGAACAUUGUAGCUGUGUUUGUCCUGAUGGUUUAAUUGGAACCGAAUGCAGGGAGGUACAUAGUGAUCGAGAUUGUGGUGGCAUUUUGGCAAUGAACACCGUAGAUUUCCAAAAUCUGAAAUCGUUGAGGUAUCCCGAUCCAUAUCCUGUUGACAAAGAAUGUGCUGUUCUUAUUACGGCACCCAAAGGCUCCAAAAUAAAACUGGAGGUUGUGAAUAAAGAGAUGAAUCUCAGGAAAGGGUUUAACAAUGUUUGUCUACACUGGAUUGAGGUUCGCUACAUUUCCCCGGAGAUAAUUGGACCAAAGUUCUGUGAUCCCUUCAGCCCCAUAGUGUCAAAGAGCAACCAGAUGAUGAUACGCUUUAACAGUAAAUUGUCCAAAGAUUAUUAUCCAUAUUUUGGUCAGAAAUUUUUCCUAAGGCUCAGCACGGGAAAUCCCAUCCACUCUUCUGGUGUGAAGUGCAAUUUUGAUGGAUCGUCCCCUUGCAGAAUGGAGAAAACUCAGCUGAAGGAGAGAAAGAACGUGUGGUGGGUUGAUCCAUCAUAUGGAGCUGAGAAUUCACCAGGCUAUGCUUAUAUUGAUACCCAAACUACCUUUACUCUGACGACACCAUCGGGUACCUUCAGUGACGGAUACCAUUGUAUAAGAUUUAGCUUUUAUAUAAGAGGAUCACCUAGCAGGAUUGGUAUUCGUGAAUAUGGUGCAUCAUCAAUAUGGUCCACAUCCAGCCCCACAGAUGGUCAUUGGUUAUCUUUAAAAGGCAAUUACAGAGCUACCCCCUCUUCCCGGUUGCAAAUAUACGGGUCUCUUUAUUCAGACGGAAUUGUGGCCUUAGAUGAAGUGCAGAUUUCUAGUGGAAAGUGUAGCGAGUAGAAGCUGCUGGAUAAAUGAAAACAGAAUUUUAUUCAUAUCUAGUGGAGAGUACAUCGUGGAGUAGAAACUGCUGGACAAAUGAAAACAGAAUUUGAUUAACUCCAUCUUUCUAUUUAAAUAUUCCCCUGUGUACCGGCUUUAGUUUAGUUAAACUGUAUAAAUGUGUUUAUAUAUAUAUAUAUAUAUAUAUAUAUAUAUAUAUAUAUAUAUAUAUAUUAUAUGGAGUCGUUGUGGCCGAGUGGACUUACGCACUGGUUUGACAGUCUUGCUAGGCGGUGGGUGCCGCAGGUCGCUGGUUCGACCCCGGGCUGGGGCGAAAAUUUUCAGUACCUAGUUGUGAUUAUUUAGUGCUUUAUAUAUUUAUAUAUAUCCUCAUUCGUAUGAAAUAUUAUAUAUUGAAAAAUCCUAAAUGUAUACAUUAUGCUUUGAAGAUGAUAAUAUAUAUAUAUAUAUAUAUAUAUAUAAUAUAUAUAAAUUAUAUAGGCUAUGCAUUUUAAUAAGCACGACUGACUGAUGAAGGCUGGUAAAACUGCUGAAAUAUUUCGAAAAGUGUUUUAAUGCUUUUUUUAUUAUUCUUACAAAAGAGAGACUUUGGAUGGAUAUAUAUAUAUAUAUUAUCAUCUUCAAAGCAUAAUGUAUACAUUUAGGAUUUUUCAAUAUAUAAUAUUUCAUACGAAUGAGGAUUGAAAAAUGUCUAUA